AUGUUCCUCGCUGGCCUCGCAUACAGGCUGUACUUUGUCAGCCACCAUCUGUUACUUGCCCAAGCUUCCAGGACCGCCCAGACUAUCUUGAGCGCGGUUGUGGAAGGAGAGCCGCAUCGACCGCCAUGGGCGCAACCUCCGCCACCGGACGCGACGGGGCAUCUCAUCUUUGGUUCGAUGAGCGGACUGCCUCUGCGGUGGCCGAAUACGAUGAGGAAGAAUGGACAUACGAUCGCGCCAGGACGCAUACCACUAGGGACCAUGCUCUACCACGGCACUUACCUGUCCAAUGGCACUGCUCCCACUACAAGCGACUGGCUUGGCUUCGAUGCAGAAGUGGGUUAUUUGUACUGCGGCAACCCGUGCCGCAUCGCGUCGUAUGUCGCAACGCGCGACCUCAAAGUUCUGUAUUUCGACGGCUUCAGUGCCGCUAAGGUCCCGAACAGCAGUCAUAUGGAGACCCAGGACCUACUCGCGUGGGGCUCGAUCCAUCAUGAGCGCAUUCGUUGGGAGCCCCAGCGACUGAAAGCGUUGUGCGACUGGGGUCGUGAGUUUGGCAUCGAUGGGUUUGUACGCAUGCAAUGGGAUUUCGAGUUGAUGUACUGCGACAUCGCCGAAGGACUUCGUCUGGUAGAACUCUCCGACCUGCCGCCCCAGUCCGAUGCCCUGGUUGGUAAUGGACAGCCUCCUCGUCCCGCCGGUUGGAAGGGCGAGUUAAUGAGCGGUACCCACACCUACAUCGAAGCUUUUCUUGCCGGUCAGCGCCAUGAUCGCCUGCCCGGAGAGGCGCGCGUACGCAUCAACUUCGGGCAAGUCGUAUCAUUCUAUGAUCCUGCACUCUCCAGCCUCUUUCCAGGACGGCGCGGCAAGUCGCGCGCACACCACAACAUACAGGAUAUCUCGCCGGAGGACAUCUUUACCAAACUACAGGAAGUACGCUCCGUCUUGACGCGGGAAGAGCUCGGAAGCGGACUGGAUUGGCCAGCCCUCUUCCAGGCUGUCUAUGAUCGGUAUGCCGACCGCUUACAGACCCUCAACGACACGCUAGCGUCUGCAGACGCCACUAUCGCACACAUGAAGAACGCGCGGCAAUUCGUUCUGGCAUUACUCGUUCACCAUAUGCGGCCUACCGACGUACCUCAAGUACCCGGGCAAUCGGAUGUCUCGUGGAUGUCCCCCGUUGUAGAACGCUGCUCUCGCUCGCCGGCAACCCACGUCAAAGAUGCGCUCUUCACUCCGCAAGAGCGCCUCCUGCGCGAUGCCGUCGGGCAGACUCUGCACGAGAUCUGCCGCAGACUUGGCCUCAUAUGGAUUGACGCCUUCGACAUUGAGAACGUGCAUGUGGAGGAGAGGCAAGCGGCGGCCUCGAGAUGGAGAACGCACAUACGCGAGCUUCUGCAAUACUUGGACUGGCCGCAGUUCAACAGAUGCGUCCCCGGGUGCGCGAUCGGGGAAAUGUGCUAUAUCUCCAUGGUGCCAUAUCCUUGGCCUGAAGACGCGCCAGAUAAUAUAACCCCGCGAUGCAUUUCCCAGAAGUAUAGAGACUGGCCGUCGGACGAUCCUGGACGAGCAUGA
Messenger RNA from Peniophora sp. CBMAI 1063, 1575 nucleotides. Lineage: Eukaryota; Fungi; Basidiomycota; Agaricomycetes; Russulales; Peniophoraceae. The record is from the annotation of a GenBank genome assembly.